UUAAAAUAUUUCGAAAAACUACUCUAGAAUACAUUUUACUCAUCAUAUAUGGAACUGAUGCUCAGUACUGAACAAUUAAGUAGAUAAAGAAAUAAAUUGACAUCUCAGGCAUCCCCUAGUGUUUCUCUUAAUUUUUCAUUAUCCACUUAUGAGUCAAUCUCAGAAUUGUUUGCUAUGCUUUUCUUUCAAAAAAUCCAUUACUGAUCAGUUAUAAUCGACAUGGUCAUCUUGAACGAGGACUAGGAAUUGCGAUUGGGAGGUAUAAUCAGAAUUAAGGGUCAUAGUAGUCUAGGUGAACUAGUAGAAAUUAACAACUAGAGAAAAAACAGCUUUUUGGAAGAAUUAAAAAGCUUACUGAAUUGAACCUCGACAGAAUCUGAAAAACAAAAACAUACGGAAAUGAAAAUCAGUAUGUUUAUAAUCUACAUAAUAUAUUCUACAGCUCAUGAACGAUUUAUAAUGACUGUCUUUAAUUGAAUCACUGAUCGUCCUCAGAAGUAGCAGAGUUCAUAUUACACAAAUUCAGUGAUUGCCUUAAAAACUUUUUAUCACCAAAAUGGUAGGAUUGGAGCGCAUGAAUCGUCUUGGUCAAUUUAUCGAGAAACGACACGAAGCAAUAUUGAUUUCGUAUUUGAAAUGCUGCCCAUCUUUAUACCACGUGUGCUUUGAUCCGAUUGGGACACACACAAAGGCCAGAGCAUUAAUAGGAUUUUUUCUCGGAUUGACUCUGGGUGUUCUAUUCUAUGUAACGAUUAUACUCGAUCUCGCUUUUGACCCUUACACCACUCUUGGACUUGGAUUAAUUGUCAUUAUUAUGCUGUCGGCUGGUUGUGCCUCAUCAAUACAGGUGAGAUGUGUGUGUGUCCUGACGAUUCCAGCUUUUUUCGGUCGAGCGGGUCGAAGCAUGUUGAAAGCCCUGGUCCUGGGUUACGUAAUAGCAGGCCCAAUUUUUAACUUGACCUACAAUGGAAAAGAAGUGGUUCGGACCUUCGCUUGUACCACUCAGCUUACCUACAAUCUAACUAAGACUCGCUUUGAUCUGAUGUUCAAACCCGUCCAGCAGGCAAUAUUAAGCAUGAAAGAUAACGUGAACGAAGUAAAGGACACACUUGCGUCUGUCAGGGACCUGAUGGGACCAAUCGUGGAGGAAAUAGAAGGCGAAGAAGAAAUGAAAAGACUUAAGGAGGAGAAUGAUUAUCUCGACGAGCUGCAAGGAGACACCAAAAGAAGUGAAGAGAUUGAGCAAAAACAUGAGAAGGAAAUCGAAAAUGCUGAGAGUCAAGGACAAGUUUAUGAGGCCAAGUACCGGGAGAAAAUAGAAGCUAGGUGUGAAGAACAGCUAAGCAGAGGUUCUGAACGUUGCAGGGAAGGAUUUCGUGAUGCUUACAGCAAGUGCCGUUCUACGGUGACGUGGUUGGCUGCCUGGUUGUUAUGUUGGCCGAUGAAACUGACUUUUGUCUGCAAUAUAGUUCAAGCCCUCGGUGGCUCCAGUAUCUGCAAUCCCGAAGGAAAAAUUGAUGCUGGAAUCGGCGAAGGUUACGCAAGUCUGAAACACGCCCGAGAUGCCCUCAGUUCUGGAUUCAAGGACGCUCGUCUCCAAUACAAACUCAAAAACGCACCUCUAAUUCUGGAUGUCCGCGAUGCUGGAGAUACCGCCAAAGCUGUUUUUCAUGACUUCAACAUCCGCCGGCAUUUCUUUGAUUCUCUAAUGACCCUCCUCAAGCGCUGCCUAGCCUUUGUCUUCCUCAAAAUCAUCCUCAGUGCGCAAGACUACCAUGACCGUUAUCUCACUGACAUUGAGCAUGACAACCACUACGUGACAACUUACUUCCGUAAAAUUGACGCCCGUCGCAAGCACCGUGGUAGCGCUGUCAUAUUGCCCUUGAGGAAGGUCGAGCUUGAAAAGUUCGUUGACCCUUAUCGGCUGAAGCAAGGAAAAAUAGAGAAAAAAAAUUUGAUUGGCCAAACGGUUAAGCUUAUCCUGGAGAUGGUGACUGCCACAACUUUUGUUCUACUGGAUCGUCUCUUCUUCGAGACCCUGGAUCUUAUUCGGAGACACGGGCAUAUGGAGUACACUCAGUCAGGUCAUCAUGAUCUCAAUAUCGAUGUAAAGGGCACUGGAGUUAUCGCGUCGCUGAUAAGAAGUAUUGUGAAGGGGUUUAAUGUGAAAAAAAGAAUAAAAAUGGUGGUGUCCAAUGCCGCUUGUCUUCCUCGUCCCACUGAACUACCGAGUUUUAUUCACUUGAAAAUUUAUGGAACCUACACAGCCAUUUGGCUCAUGCUCUUCCUCGCCGCUUACACCCAACGCUUGAGGAGAUUGAUAUGUUCAUUUUUCUAUAGAAAGCGUGAGAAAAGACGUGUUUUAUAUCUUUAUAAUGAGACGUUGAGACGACGAUUGGGUUACUUCCGGUUUAUGAAAGUCAGGGUGAGAGCAUUAGUGCGAGCUAGUUUACUGGAGAAGGAUAUGGAUCCAUGGAUAGCGCUGAGGCUGAGGUCGCCAACGUGGUUUGGAUGGCUCCGAUUUUUUGCUUUUGCAAGAUUGAAGUGUUUGAUAUGCGGUGAACCGGAAGGUAGGAAGGAAACCUUUAGGAGAUGCGAGACUCCAGGCUGUGAAUUUAUUCAUUGUUGGGAAUGCUGGAGGGAUGUGGGAGAAAUUUGCUUGGCAUGCAUGCCAGGGGAGAGCGACGAUGAGGGGGAUUAUGAUACACAGGUGGAGUGAACAGGGAGGAGUAGAGACAGACGAAUGUCCUCAACGAAUGUUAUUUGAAUGGAUGCAAAUGGUUCGAUGAACAUUACGUGAAGGGUCCGUAAUUCAAGAGUCGAAAUAAAGGUGCGGUAAAAAUCACGAAGGGUCCAAUGAAAAUACG
Molecule: messenger RNA, 2867 nt
Organism: Diachasmimorpha longicaudata
Lineage: Eukaryota; Metazoa; Arthropoda; Insecta; Hymenoptera; Braconidae
Gene: Snky
Product: sneaky
Exons: 6
Coding region: 557-2719 (720 amino acids)
Cellular component (GO): membrane
Source: RefSeq, a predicted model, not a curated record